This is a messenger RNA of Pseudocercospora fijiensis CIRAD86, 3090 nucleotides long. RefSeq lists its product as uncharacterized. NCBI's taxonomy places the organism in Eukaryota, Fungi, Ascomycota, Dothideomycetes, Mycosphaerellales, Mycosphaerellaceae. The record is from RefSeq and is a predicted model, not a curated record. The coding region runs from base 1 to 2688 and encodes 895 amino acids. The transcript has a single exon.
AUGGCGGAAAUUGCACUCUCCGCGCAGCACACGCAAUCUGGUAGCAUUGGAAACAUGCUUCCACCGACAAUGAGUGCUGCGCCCGAGAUUGAAGUGGUGAAGAAUCCCGACUUUUCAUUUCCCCGGCUACAGCAAAACUCGCAGGAAUGGGAGCCUAUCACGAAGUCUCCCUCUCACAGACGGCCAGUCUCUAUCAACAUGGACAGCGUCUCCUCGCGCCCGCAGACUGCUGAUGCUGUUCACAAGAACACGGGGUCCAAACUGCCUAGCUUUAAUUUUCAUCCCGGCAACGCGACAGGUCUGCAUGGCCAACAAGAGACCGAGCCGGAACCUUCGCAUACACAUUCACGAAACGGGCACAAGAGAACCAAGAGCGAGUACGGUGGAGGCUUUGGAGUGCCGGGUGCGAUCAGCUCAAGCCCGACGCGAUCAUCAGUGCUCCAAGUCCCGCAGCCUGGCUCGGGACGUGGUCACGCACAUCGAAGAUCUCAAGGUGUCUCGAGUCAUGACCUUGCCCAAAUAAUGCGAGCGUCUGACCCUUCACCCCGCCUUAGCAGCAGUCUGCCGAAUACGCCGCUCGAGCAUCCCUCGCAUCCCUCGGAAGCUCCUGUUGUACUGGCAUUGGCAGAUCCCUUCAUUGCACCCGACGAUGAUGCAUCUGCUCGACCGCCUUCUCGUCCGCGUGUUGAGUUCUCUGAGAAUGUGGAGUACAUACCUCGGCCACUCUCCACCAUCUCCUCUGAGACUGAGAGCUCGCUGUCGACCAUCCGGGGACAUUCGGUGAACAACAGUAUAUCCUCAGUGCUCAGCUUGAGCACACCAAGUCCACCAUCCUCUCGCGCGCGUGGUAUCUCGCUUGGAACCACACUAGAACAUGAAACCCGGUCGAUGCCAAAGUCCUCAUUGGACAUCAGCAAGAGAGUGGAAAAGGAAGGAGAAUGGCUGAAGCAUGGAUCGUCCACCGCGAACGUGAAGCGAGCCGCAACGCAGUCAGUUGCAGAUUCUGGCAGACUGACUUUCGCUGUGGGAGAGGGGCUCCCCAAGUCACGCACAGCAGAAAAAAAGCGCCAUUUGAAGGACCAUUCGCUUGGUUUCGAUCGCCGACGGAGCGAGCCUGCUAUCGGCAUGCACGCUGGAGAGCCUUCGCGUCUCUCUGCUUUAUCUCUGCAAGAACCUGCUUCCCAUGCGCAACCACGAAUCGAAGAGGACGAAUAUACAAACGACAACCGACGAUCGUCCACUCGACGCAUCAAGGAUUGGGCCGUAUCUAAAAUCACUCGCAGAACGAGGCCCCAAUCUGAGUGCAUCCUGCCGCGUCACACGGCUCCUUCAGACACUGUACAGCCUGUUGCCGAGACCGAUCUGGAUGCAGUCUUUAACAUGGACGUUGACGAUGUCCAGUCGAGCGGCAUUCAGGUGCCUCCCCUCGCCAGCACUCACACACCGUCAAUCAGCCACCAGAGCAGCUUUGACGAAGAUAGUGAAGAUAUUGGAAUGAUGCUGGAUCUUGAUGCCGCACUUGGCCCGUUCAAAACCCCUGCCCUCGGUGUGCAAAAACCUCGCAAGCAGCUUCACAGCUUCAAUCACCCGAAGGAGACUUUCACAGGCCCUGGUCUGCACUACCAACCAUUUCAUCACGGACGUACCCUUAGUGCGCCUGCUCUUGCGGCUUUCGACCAGAUCAGGACCGGCACGCCUCCUCUGCAACCGAUGGCCGAUGUUUUCGAGGAGGAAGAAGAAGACGAGCUUGCGGCGGCAAAGCCACUGAGUCCAUCGAGUACUUCCUCUGGGGCUGAUGAAACAGCGGGUAUGGGCGUGUCGAUUGUUGAUCAAGAUGAAAGCGCACAACACCCGACGGCGUCGCAAGUCAGCCCCGAUGACGGGCUUGGUAUUCAUCGCAGCGCGUGGGAACCUGAGCGCCCCACUACUUCCUACGGCAACCUUGGCUCCAGGCUAUCAACACAUGGACUCGAGCGGCGGGCCUCUUCCAUCAUUGAUCAAACAAUCGUAGAAGAAACAAGCCCAGUGGAUUCGGUGGCCAUCGUCAAUGAUUAUGAAGAGCCUAGAGCACACUCGCUCACGAAGUCAUCUGACAGCAGCGAAGCACCGACAAUCCUUGCCGCCCCGGGCAUGCUGUCCAUACCAGACGGCGAUCCGUCCCUCACGACCCCAGAAACGUAUCAUUCUUCAGCCUUCUCGUCGCCGGACUUUGCGCGACGGAAAGGCUCUUUCGAGACAUCGCGCGUUGGUACUUCUGCGUCCUCCAUCACUACCGACAACCGCACCAUGAGUUCUUACACAACAGGCGAGCCCGCUCAGGAUAAUCGCGUGUCUACAGACGACGUGCCUUCACUCACCAGCUCGCGAUCCACAAUGAUCAGCACUAUGCAUGCCAACUCAUCUCGCCGAGAUGUAAGCGGCAUCAGAACGCCAUCACUAUCUUCUGGACAUCUUGAUCCUGCUGUGGCGGCAGAGCGGCGCAGAAAACGAACUAGCAUUCAAAGCUUAUCACAAUUGGUGGGCGGGUCGUUUGGACCAAGGAACACUGGUGUCGACAACUUUAGACCGCAGACCGCGAUAGAUGCAACAGUCCUCGCGCCGGCUCCAAAGAAGAAGGAGCAUCGAUUGAAGAAGCUAAUGUUCUGGAAGUCGAAGAAUCGGCAGGCCAGCACAUCUACGAUUUCUUAAGGAAAGUCAUUGGUCAGAAAGGAGAUAAUAGAUGACACAGCUGGCAGAUUUUCAAGAGUAAUGACUAAUUAGUAGGGCGGGGCGGGGCGGGGCGGGGAGAGAUUCAGGCGCGAUUCACGAGCGUUUAGGCAUGAGGAGCUCUAGGGAACUGGGUAGGGUAUGGUAUGGUACGGUACAGAUGCGGGUAUUUGCGGGAGUUAUGGGCGGACAUGUAGAGGCGCGCUCAUGAGGAGUUCACGUCGGCCAGUCAUGCUUCGCAUGCACGAGAUUUUGCAUUUUGGAGCAAGGUAUUUGGGACGUGGUCUAGGAUGACCAUGAGCAUCACGAAUAGGAGAGACAUACUUCGGUACGGCAAUUGAUGAAUGAAGAUAGCUUGGAACAAGACAACAUCUUCUCGAUUGG